AUGAAUUCUAAUUCUGGCUUAAAUUGUGACAGGGCCUUAGACUUCACUACCCUGGAGAACAAAGGUGUGGGAUAAUAGAUUGCUCCAGAAAAAAUGUAAUCAAGACCUAAUGAAGAACAUAGAUGGGGAGAAGUUAUUAAGACUUCUCUAUCAAAAAUAGAUUCUAGGGAUCAUAAAUUACUAGUGAUUCAAACUUUAUUUUCUGAGAAAGGAGUAGAUCUGAACCUAUCAGAAUUUAGUCUUGGAGAAAUGGAAGGAAUACCUAUGUAUAUUCAACACUCAUUAAACAUGAAGUAAUUAACAGGAUUGAUCUAAGAAGUAAGAUUUAUAGCCUAGAAAACAGGAUCUUUUUUGGGAAUAAUACGCAAGUUAAGGAACGUUGAAAAUGUUUAAAUCCAAAAAUCUUAAAUAAAAAAUUUUUUAAUUUAUUAAUUAAAAAUUAUGGAAGAGAUUUCAGAUAUGAUGAAAAAGUAGGAAUGCAUUUGA
Molecule: messenger RNA, 486 nt
Organism: Paramecium primaurelia
Lineage: Eukaryota; Ciliophora; Oligohymenophorea; Peniculida; Parameciidae
Source: the annotation of a GenBank genome assembly